Molecule: messenger RNA, 931 nt
Organism: Rhodamnia argentea
Lineage: Eukaryota; Viridiplantae; Streptophyta; Magnoliopsida; Myrtales; Myrtaceae
Product: prolyl 4-hydroxylase 2-like
Exons: 3
Coding region: 238-585 (115 amino acids)
Biological process (GO): peptidyl-proline hydroxylation to 4-hydroxy-L-proline
Cellular component (GO): endoplasmic reticulum
Molecular function (GO): procollagen-proline 4-dioxygenase activity
Source: RefSeq, a predicted model, not a curated record
CUAAGCGGCUCAUUGCCGCACGACGUCGUACUCUCUCUGCCAAGCGGAGAAAAUUCGGGGGACGUGUCUGCAUACGAAAUUAAUCACAAAUCCCAUGGGAACGGGGAUCGAUCGACAGUUAAAAGACCGAGGACAAACCGAAAAAAUCAACGCUUUUCCCAGAAGAAAAUAGACGACAUUUCUUUCGCCUCCAAAUCUCGCUUCCCGCAAGAUCCCCAAAUCUCGAACCACAUCAUCAUGUUCAUAGCUCCGUUCUUACGAUCCCUCUUGUUUCUUGCGAUCUGCUCGAUCCUCGUUCACUGUCCGAGCUCGCGCGCAGCUUCUGCCAGCUCCAUCAUCUCCCCUGCGAAGGUCAGGCAAGUCUCAUGGAAACCCAGAGCUUUCGUGUACGAAGGGUUCCUGACGGACUUGGAAUGCGACCACUUGAUCUCUCUGGCGAAAUCAGAGUUAAAGAGAUCUGCAGUGGCGGAUAAUAUGUCGGGAAAGAGCAAGCUCAGCGAAGUUCGGACCAGCUCAGGGAUGUUUAUUCCGAAGGCCAAAGUUAGUUUUAUUCACCCUUCAUUGUUUGCCAGAUCUUUAUUUUAGAUUAUAUGCUUAAUGCUUAUGAUGAUGUGCCGUUAUAUACAUGGAAUUAGGUUUCAGUUGUAGGGUUUGUGUCGUACUUAAGGCGAGGAGAGAAAAAAAUAACUUUCUUGGAGUUGUGAUUCCUAUCUUAUUGGAAUUCUUGUUCAUUUUGAUUCCUUGUAAGUUGGUAAUUUACAAAGGCAGGAGGUGCGAUAAAUUUGCCAAAUCUCACUCUGUUGGGGCAGAAUAUGUUUUUAUGUCACAGAACAUUUGCUGUCUAGCUUUAGGGCGUGGGUGGAAGAAUGGCUAUUUGUGUCAGCAUAUCAUAUGUAAUUGCGUCUGUAUAUGUUAGCACCAGGGCAUCAUA